Molecule: messenger RNA, 1119 nt
Organism: Pimephales promelas (fathead minnow)
Lineage: Eukaryota; Metazoa; Chordata; Actinopteri; Cypriniformes; Leuciscidae
Source: RefSeq, a predicted model, not a curated record
GCCACGUGACGUCAUGCGCGCGGACCGCUGCACACAGGCCUGUCAGCCGCGGCUGAUCCUCCAGGAAAAAAGACUGGCAUGUCUGGCCCCAACUGGCUGCCUCCAAGAACCCUGGGUAGUUCAGAUAGAGCCACAGCACCAAUGUCACACUCUGGCCCCGCUCUCUACAGACCUCCUAAGAAAGGUCUCCCCGAACAGAGGCCCAAAUAUAACAUGUAUGAGCAGAAUGGCGGAACAGGAGGAAAUGGGAUGCCUGUAAGAUAUAUGGCGACUGGACCUUCAGGGGGAUCCAUGCAACACCAGCAUCAAGAUGAUCGCUCAGGGUCUACUGUCUAUCAUCCAUUGCCUCCCCAAAUAGGAGAGCGAUACUAUGCUCCAGGCCAGGGGCCCAAAGAAGACCACCACAACUGGAACCCCCACAUGGCCAGCCAUGAACUUCACGCUCGGGGAUCAGAGAAGCACAUCUCCAAUAUUGACGCUGAGAUAGACUCUCUUACAUGCAUGCUGGCUGACCUGGACAAUCACCCUCAGAGCUCAAGCGCACCGUUGUAUGACAAUGUGCCUUACAGCAAGCACGGUCCUAUUGACCGCUAUAACCCUCCCAACCAGAUGGGGGCUCCACCAACAAGCAGGCCCUCAAUGGGCUACCCCGCUCAACUCCAAAACCAGUACCACCCCGCCCCACCAUACACCUCUACGCCUCAGCCGGACUAUAUUUACCCCUCUGUCGCCUCUUCAGUCCAUAAACCUUACCCACAACCAGUGCCUGCCUCCUACACCACUGCCUCCACCCCGACCGGUCCACGCUUUACUGUACAGGUGAAAACGGCUCAGCCCGUCACCUAUUCUCAGAGCGGACGACAGGCAGAGCAAGCGUACACCCCGCCUCCGCCCCGUCAGCAUGCCUCUCGCCCCCCUCAGCAAGAUCGGCCACAUUAUGAAAAUCAGGGACAGGGCUGGUACCCACCGCCACCUCCUCCUGCACAAGAGCCUCAUGGAGAUCCCGCUGCCUAUAAGGGAGGAGCGGGGAAUAUGCCAGGGGGGAGAGCCGGCCAGGGAGUGCCGGUGAAGAUGAGUCAAGACCAAGUGUCAGCAUAUCAGUCUAACAAGGGGUCAUGA